This is a messenger RNA of Hypoxylon trugodes, 1955 nucleotides long. RefSeq lists its product as uncharacterized. NCBI's taxonomy places the organism in Eukaryota, Fungi, Ascomycota, Sordariomycetes, Xylariales, Hypoxylaceae. Bases 140 to 1540 code for a protein of 466 amino acids. The transcript has a single exon. The record is from RefSeq and is a predicted model, not a curated record.
GUGAUAUGAGGGAUCACCUGAGAAAACGUGAUAAUCUAUCGUGGCGAGGAAAGAAGAAACUCAUCACACCGAAUCUUCUUCGAUUUUCUUCUCCUGCCCCGACUAACUUGUCCAAUCCAUUCAUUUGAUAGUACUCAUCAUGUGUUUCGAUCUAUACGUCCAUUACACUACUACUGACCAUGAUACCCGCUGUCCGAGCAUAGUCAACCUAGGUACUGGAUAUGUAGUCCGCAGCCCUUUUCAAGACCUCAAUGUCUACAAUGUUCCACCGACGAUCGCGGGGCGUUGUAUGUAUCCCCACAUAAUGGAUACUAUCUCUCCUCAUCAGUUUUGCCCCGACCAUCCAGGAUGUUGCCGUCUUGAGCGGUGCCUAGUGUGUCGCUUCAGUGUAGAUACAUGCAAGACUCGAGUUAAGUAUCAUCACUUCGUUUUCAGCGACACAAUUGAUGAAGAGACCGACAUCUCAUUCCUAAAGAGGUGGCUGGGGGAUAACCCAUCUCUGCUUUAUCUGGUCGCGUUUUUCUUCAAAGCUGGUGUUGAAUACCAGCUCGCUGACUUGGCUCUAGAGGAUGUUUUGCGCCGGAUCGAGAUGACAUGGCGCCAGGGCUACGAUCCCGCCGCUGCCGAACUGAUAAGACUCGAGGCGGAGCGUACGCGUUACGUUGCAAUGAAGGAAUACGCUGCUGAAUGUUUAGGCCAGCUAGCUCUUCUCUGGGACUUUAACACAGGAGAGAAGCGGCUGCCUCGUCGCCCAGGCAGUUGGGACAACGAUUCGCAUGACGCGAAAUAUAGUAGACGCUUGAGAUUAACUGUUAUGAACUUUUGGAAAAAGGAGGAGAAAAGUUCCAUACAAUGGCCAUUCAUAAUCGAUUUAAUACCCUUCUUUCGAGACACGGGACGGCUCGUGGUGUACGAAGAUCCCUCCAAUGUAUCCCAGGGACUAAGACCAGAGAGCAACAAGGAUAUUUAUUACCCCAUUUUUGGGCUCGAGUGCUUUAAUUUUCUACGGCUUGGUCCACUAGCCCAGGGAUACCCGAUGGUUAUGGUCAGAACAACGCCACAAACUUCACGAUCUCCACCUCCCCAACCAGAACCUCAACCUCGAUAUCGCCCUAGCCGCCCGACCCGCCCAGCUCGUCCCGUAUCUCCCUCCAAUCCCACCCGUCCAACUCGUGCAGCUCGUGCUAAACGACCGGCUUCUUCACAUACCGCUUUGCCGCCCCCAUCUUCCCUUCCCUUACACGAAUCUAGACGUAUUGUUGACCAGGAUAAGAAGGGAAAAGAAAAACAAGACGAGCAGCACGAGGUUGAGCACGUCAUCACCCACCACCCUCCUACCGCAACUCGGACUCGGGCUACUUGGUACAAGGUACGUUGGAAAGGCGACUGGCCUAAGGGAGAGGAGGAAACAUGGGUGACUGCUGACAGCAUCGAUACAACCAUCGUGGAUGGGUAUUGGGUCUUGCAUUACGAUAAGUUGAACAGGAGGCGCCGGGUGCAGACGCGAAGACAGAGACAGCAACGGAAGGGAAAAUAUUAAGGAAAGGUAAGGUAAAUUGCAUGGUUUGUUGGACGAUUGAUGCGUAUACUACAUAACGUAACAUAUUAGCUGGUAAGUCUUGCUUCUUGUUUCGAGGGUAUCAUUCAUGGAAGAUGUAAUAAACGCCAAUCUUCUGCUCACUGUCGAUAUGAAAUCCAUACGAUAGUUCUAUAGAUAGGUACUCAGCGACGAAGUUUGCUUAGGUAGAAACAACGAUAACCAAUAAUAUACUAUAACCACGCAUUCACCGAUUUGUCUUAUAAAAAUUUCAGUAUGUCUAUUCCAUGAAACGUGACUAAGUUGGUAAGAUAAAUAUGCCUUUUAGUCGCUUCGAAAUAAUUCCCUGCGAAGAGCUUGAAUCUAGAGAAGGGAAGUCAAUCUAAUGUAAGUUAGCAAUGUUUACACCGAAUGACAG